CUAAACCCCCAACAGUACAAUCAGUCUGUAGAUGCAGUAAAGCAUGCUUGUUAUACUCACUGUGGAAGCUAAGGGGUUAAUCCUCUGCAUUGUGUAAAAAUGCUGUUUGAACCUUCUUCUUCUGUCCCCAAUCCAUCUGCUGAUAGAACAGAGCCUUAGGGGCAAGCUGCACAUGAUCAGUUUGGUGUGUAGUGCUAGAGAAUUUGUUUUCCUCUUGGGGAGAGUGCAUGUGAUCAGCACAGGGCCAAUCAGCACUGUCCAGACAGAGGUCAGGGGUUCUGCAUCCUCCAAGAGA
This is a messenger RNA of Staurois parvus, 295 nucleotides long. Lineage: Eukaryota; Metazoa; Chordata; Amphibia; Anura; Ranidae. The record is from the annotation of a GenBank genome assembly.